AUGAGUCUCAAGGGGCUUCAGAAGAGCGUCGUGCGCGCUCCACAGACUAUCAAGGCGAAGUUUAACGUCGGCGAGCACACCAAGGAUGCUGUCUACAUAGAUGCAGACCGGAGGUUUGUGGAGUUGGAAAAGGAAACGAAGAAGUUGCAUGAUGAAUCAAAGAAGUACUUCGACGCCAUCAAUGGCAUGCUUAGCCACCAGAUCCAAUUCUCUGAGGCUAUCAAAGAACUGUAUAAGCCCAUCUCAGGCCGAGUGUCAGAUCCCGAAAGCGAAAUUCCCGAAGGGAAUCAAGAAGGACUAGAUGCAUGCGAUGGAUAUGCGUCGAUCGUUCGCGAGCUGCAAGUAACCCUAGAACCGGAAUUGGAAUUGAUCCAUUCCCGGGUGGUUCACCCGGCCGAGGAGCUCCUGGAAAUCAUCAAGAUCAUUCGUAAAGUCGCUGUAAAACGACAACAUAAACAGUUGGAUUAUGACCGGCACCGUGCCACGUUAAAGAAGCUGCAGGAUAAGAAGGACAAAUCACUCAAGGAUGAGAAAGCCCUGUACAAGGCCGAGAAUGAUGUCGAGCAAGCAACGGCAGACUUUAACUUCUACAACGACCUUUUGAAAAGGGAGCUCCCCCAGCUCUUCCAUCUGGAAGCAGAGCUGAUCAAGCCCCUCUUCCAAUCCUUCUACUUCAUGCAGCUCAACAUCUUCUACACCCUCCACGAACAGAUGCAGGGCAUGAAGAUCCCCUACUUCGAUCUGACGUCGGAUGUCGAAGAGGCAUUCGACCGAAAACGAGGCAACGUCAAGGAAAGGGCGGAGGGGCUGGCAAUCGUCCACUUCAAGACCAGAAUCGGUCGUCAACCGGGGUCCAGAUUGCCACCAGGCGGGAAAGAUAAGCUUGCUGCGAACAACAAGGCAUACCCAACACGCCGCACUUCAGACACCACUUCCUCGGAAACCCCACCACCCCCAUACUCCGCUCACACUGCAUCUACGCUUAUCGGCGGAGCCGGCUCUCUAGCUGCUGCGGCAAAGGCUAAGCCGCCGCCGCCGCCUCCGCCUAAACCAGCACGUUUCGCUGGAUCAUCUCCCGUGGAAACCGUGACGGCCUUGUACGACUAUGAGGCGCAGGCGUAUGGUGACCUCAGCUUCACGGCCGGCGAUGUGAUAGAGAUCAUAGAGCGGACGGCUAAUGAGAAUGAAUGGUGGACGGGGAAGAUCAAUGGGAAGACCGGGCAGUUUCCAGGAAACUAUGUUAAAUUAAAUUAG
Messenger RNA from Paracoccidioides lutzii Pb01, 1254 nucleotides. RefSeq names its product reduced viability upon starvation protein. Gene Ontology annotation, biological process: actin cortical patch localization; plasma membrane tubulation; endocytosis. Gene Ontology annotation, cellular component: mating projection tip; medial cortex; Rvs161p-Rvs167p complex. The record is from RefSeq and is a predicted model, not a curated record. The transcript has 3 exons. The coding region runs from base 1 to 1254 and encodes 417 amino acids. Gene Ontology annotation, molecular function: lipid binding; protein binding.